Molecule: messenger RNA, 7129 nt
Organism: Dictyostelium purpureum
Lineage: Eukaryota; Evosea; Eumycetozoa; Dictyosteliales; Dictyosteliaceae
Product: protein kinase, atypical group
Exons: 3
Coding region: 79-6996 (2305 amino acids)
Biological process (GO): negative regulation of macroautophagy; TOR signaling; protein phosphorylation
Cellular component (GO): TORC2 complex; TORC1 complex; nucleus
Molecular function (GO): protein binding; protein-containing complex binding; protein serine/threonine kinase activity
Source: RefSeq, a predicted model, not a curated record
CUAAAAAAUAAAAAAGAAGAAGAUAGAAGUAAAGCAGCCAAAAAUUUAAAACUUUAUGUAAUUUCACAAAGUAGAGAAAUGACAAAUGAAAAUUUUGGUAAAUUUAUGAAAAAUGUAAAUGAUUUAAUAUUUGAAUUAUUAAAUUCAAGUGGUAUACCAGAGAAAAUUGGUGGAAUUAUGGCAAUCGACGAAUUAAUAGAUGUAGAUUAUGAUGAAAAUGCUACUAAGAUUACAAAAUUAGCAAAUUAUUUACGUAUAGGUUUAGGAUUUAACGAUUUUACAGUAAUGUUGAUGGCAUCAAAAGCAUUAGGUAGAUUAGCAAGAUCAAAUGGUACAUUAACAGCAGAGUGUGUCGAAUUUGAAGUCACAAGAGCACUCGAAUGGUUAAGUGGUGAUAGAAUAGAAGCUAGAAGACAUGCUGCUGUGUUGGUUUUAAAAGAAUUAGCACAAAAUGCACCAACACUUUUUUAUGUACAUUGUAGCUCUUUUAUAGAUUUAAUUUGGGUUGCACUAAAAGAUCCAAAGGUUGCCAUUAGAGAAGGUGCUGUCGAAGCACUCAGAGCUUGCUUAGAUUUAAUUUCAGAAAGAGAAUCACGUCUUCGUCUUCAAUGGUACCAAAAAAUUUAUGAUGAAGCUCAAAAAUCUUUUAAAGCAAAUGGCUCACCCGAAUCAAUUCAUGGCUCAUUAAUCACAUUAUCAGAAUUAUUAAGAAAAACUGGUGAUUUUAUGCAUUCAAAAUAUAAAGAUGUUUGUGAUACUGUAUUAAAAUAUAAAGAUCAUCGUGAUAAAUUAGUUAAAAAAACUGUAUUGGUAUUAUUCCCAAGAUUAGCAAUUUUUAAUCCAAAAGAAUUUGUAUUAAAUUAUUUUAAUGCAUGUAUGAUACAUUUAUUAGCAGCUUUACGUAAUCAAAAUGAAAGACCAACAGCAUUUAUUUCAUUAGGUGAAAUUGCAAUGGCAGUUGGUGGAGCAAUUAAACCAUAUUUAGAUUCAAUUGUUGUAAUGAUUAAACAAGGUUUAUCAACAAAAGGUAAACAAUUUUGUCCAGAAGUUCUUACAUGUAUUUCAAUGUUAGCAUCAGCAGUAGGUCCAUCAAUGUAUCCAAAUAUGCAAUCAAUUUUACCACAAAUGAUUCAGUCAUCAGGUCUUACCAUUACUUUAACUGAAUCACUUAGAGAUUUAUCAAUCAAUUUACCAACACUUAUCCCACAUAUCCAAUCUAAACUUUUAAUGUUAAUAAGUCAAGUUUUAGCAAAUAAACCAUUUAGUGAACCAGGUGCUCCAUCACCAUACAGAAAGAGUGCAACUCCAUUCCAGGGUGGUUCGGUACCACAGUUAGGCCAAAACUCUGAUGUUGACCCACAAAUGAUUGCUUUAGCUUUAAAAACUUUAGGUUCAUUCGAUUUCUCAAAACAUAAUCUUUUAGAGUUUGUUAGAGAAUGUGUUGUAAAUUAUUUAGAUGACGAUAAUAUCGAAAUUCGUAGAGAAGCCGCAAUUACUUGUGCUCAAUUAAUGGUACGUACCGAAGAGCCAGCCCCAACUCGUGGUCAUUCUGCUGUUAUUGUUGGUGAAGUUUUAGAAAAACUUUUAGUUGUUGGUAUUGCUGAUCCAGAUCCAUCCAUCCGUAAAACUGUUUUAAGUUCAUUAGAUCCACGUUUCGAUCAUCACUUGGCUCAAGCUGAAAACCUUCGUUCUCUUUUUAUUGCUUUAAAUGACGAACUUUUUGAAAUUAGAGAACUUGCAAUUACUGUUAUUGGUCGUCUUACAAUUAGAAAUCCAGCUUAUGUUAUGCCAUCACUCCGUAAAACUUUAAUUCAACUACUUACUGAAUUGGAAUUCAGUGGUGAUGGUAAAAAUAAGGAAGAAAGUGCACGUUUAUUGGGUCAUUUAAUUUCCGCUUCAGAAAAAUUAAUUAAACCUUAUGUAGAACCAAUUCUCAAAGCUUUAUUACCAAAACUUCGUGAUUCAAAUCCACGUGUAGCAUCAUGUGUUUUAGCAGCAUUGGGUGAACUUUCAGUUGUUGGUGGUGAAGAAAUGUCACAACAUAUAGAUCAAUUGGUACCAUUAAUUAUUGAUACUCUCCAAGAUCAAAGCUCAACAUCCAAAAGAGAAGUAGCACUUAAAACACUUGGUCAAUUGGCUUCAUCAACUGGUUAUGUUAUUAAACCUUUCAGCAAAUAUCCAAUGCUUUUAGAUAUUUUAUUAAAUGCUAUCAAAACUGAAAGAAUUCCAUCAAUUAGAAGAGAAGUUAUUAAAGUAUUAGGUAUUUUAGGUUCAUUAGAUCCAUAUAAACAUAAGAUGAACGAAUUAGGUAAACGUAGAGAAGAUCAAAAAACAAAUGACGACAAGGCAUUAAAUGAAGUAAUUACAAUUUCACCAUCAUCUGAAGACUAUUACCCAACUGUUGCUUUAACUGCAUUAAUGAAAAUUUUAAGAGAUCCAUCAUUAAAUUCUCACCACACAAGUGUUAUCCAAGCUGUAAUGUAUAUAUUCAAGAGUCUUUCAUUGAAGAGUAUUCCAUUUUUACCACAAAUUAUGCCACCAUUCCUCCAUGCUAUGAAUACAGGUGAACCGUUAUUCCGUGAAUUUGUUUUCCAACAAUUGGGCUCAUUGGUUUCAAUCGUUAAACAACAUAUCCGUGACUAUUUAGGUAGUGUUUUUGAUUUAAUCGAAAAAUAUUGGAAUUCAAAUCUUUUAAUCCCAAUCAUUAAAUUAGUAGAGGAGAUUUCAUCAGCUCUUAAUGACGAGUUCAAAGUUUAUUUACCAAAUUUAAUUCCACAAAUGUUAAAUGUACUUCAUACCGAUCGUAAUAAUAAAAGACCAGCAACCAUCAAAGUAUUAAAAGCUCUUGAGGUUUUUGGAACCAAUUUAGAUGAUUACCUUCAUUUGGUAAUACCAGCAGUCGUUAAAUUAUUUGAACAAGUAGAUGUUACCUCUCAAGUCAGAAUUUUAGCUAUUCAAACCAUUGGUAGACUUUGUAAAAAACUUAAUUUCUCUGAUUACGCAUCUCGUAUUAUUCAUCCAUUAGCUCGUGUUUUAGAUAGUUCAGAUACUGAAUUAAGAGAAGAAACAUUAAAUACUUUAUGUGCAUUAGUAUUCCAAUUGGGUAGUGAUUACGCAAUUUUCAUUCCAAUGGUUGGUAAAGUAUUAGCCAAACGUGAAAUUCAAAGUGCCAAUUAUGAAUUACUUAUUAGUAAACUCUUAAAGAAUCAACAAUUAAUGUGGUCACCAGGUUCAGGCGAAGAAGGUUUCAAUAAUACCAGAUUUACAGAUAAUGGUAUCCAUAAUGAAGAUAAUUCAAGUUCAACUCCAUUCGAAAUUGGUGUAAAGAAAUUAAAAGCAAAUGAACAACAUCUUAAGAAUGCAUGGGAGACCUCACAACGUUCCACUAAAGAAGAUUGGAGCGAAUGGAUUCGUAGAUUCUCUGUCGAAUUACUUCGUGAAUCACCAUCACCAGCUUUACGUUCAUGUUUAUCAUUAGCCCAAGAUUAUCAUCCAUUGGUUAAAGAAUUAUUCAACGCUGGUUUCGUAAGUUGUUGGACUGAGCUUCAUGAACAAUUCCAAGAAGAGUUGGUGAGAAGUUUAGAGGUUGCAUUGCUUUCACCAAAUAUUCCACCAGAAAUCCUUCAAACCUUAUUAAAUUUAGCCGAAUUUAUGGAGCUUCACGAAAAACCAUUACCAAUCGAUAUUCGUACACUUGGUGCACUCGCUGAAAAGUGUCAUGCAUAUGCUAAAGCUUUACAUUACAAAGAAGCAGAAUUCCAACAGUCACCAUCAUCAACCAUCGAGGCUUUAAUUAGUAUUAAUAAUCAACUUCAACAACCAGAGGCUGCUAUUGGUAUUUUAAUUUAUGCUCAAAAGAACCAUAGUGUUGAAUUAAAAGAAUCAUGGUAUGAAAAAUUACGUCGUUGGGAAGAUGCGUUAGCUGCUUAUGAAAAGAAGCAAAAAACAGAUGUAAAUGUUGGCAUUGAAAAUACAUUAGGUAUUAUGAGAUGUCUUCAUGCAUUAGGUGAAUGGGAAAGAUUAUCACAACUCUCUGUAGACACAUGGAAAUCAGAAAAUAUUGGCGAUAACACACGUGUAACCAUUGCCCCAUUAGCUGCCGCUGCUGCAUGGAAUCUUUCUAACUGGGAAAGAAUGGAAGAGUAUGUAAGAGGUAUGAAUCAAGACACUGUUGAAGGCUCAUUUUACCGUGCUAUUCUCGAAGUUCACCAUGACAAUUUCGAUAAUGCCCAAAUAUUAAUUGAACAUGCUCGUGCCCUUGUCGAUACAGAGUUAACUGCCUUACUUGGUGAAUCUUAUAAUAGAGCAUACAAAGUAGUCGUUCGUCUUCAACAAUUAUCAGAACUCGAAGAAAUUAUUGAAUACAAGAAAUGUUCAGAUAAUCCAGAACGUAGAAAUAUGAUCAAGAACACAUGGAAAACUCGUUUAAGAGGUUGUCAACACAAUGUAGAUAUUUGGCAAUCAAUUUUAGCUGUUCAUAGUUUGGUUAUUUCACCACACGAAGAGUUGGAUAUGUGGCUUAAGUUUGUAGGUUUAUGUAGAAAAGGUUCUCGUUUAGGUUUAGCUCAAAAAACAUUAGCAAUGUUAAUGGGUAAAGAUCCAGCUACAAGCCAAUUUGGUGGAAUUUUACCAAAUACCCAUCCAAGAAUUACAUUUGCCUAUAUCAAACAACUUUGGAGUGCUGGAGCUAAACAGCCAGCAUUUGAAAAACUUCGUACAUUUGUUCAAGCCCUCAGAGACACUGACGAUCUUCCAUUACAAGGUCGUGCAUACUUGAAAUUAGGUGAAUGGCAAUUAGCAUUGGGUGAUACAUUGAAUGAAUCAUCUAUUCCACAUAUUAUUGCAUCAUUUAAAGCUGCCACAGAGUGCGAUCCAAAUUGGUAUAAAGCUUGGCAUUCAUGGGCUCUUAUUAAUUUCGAAGUUGUUUCACAUUACGAACAAAAUGGUGGAUCAGUUGAACAAAUUGGUAAUCAUUUACUCCCAGCAGUUCAUUCAUUCUUUAAAUCAAUUUCAUUGGCCCCAGAUCGUAGUCUUCAAGAUACUCUUCGUCUUUUAACUCUUUGGUUUAAACAUGGUGCUCAAAAAGAAGUUGAAGCUGCUCUCAUGCAAGGUUUUAAUACAAUUUCAAUUGAUACCUGGCUUCAUGUUAUUCCACAAAUUAUUGCUCGUAUUCAUGCUCCUGUACUUCCAGUUCGUCGUUUACUUCACGAACUUAUUGAUAUUAUUGGUAAAGAACAUCCACAAGCUCUUGUUUAUCCAUUAACUGUAGCUACUAAAUCACAAUCACCUGCACGUCUCGCUGCUGCCAAAACUCUUAUGGAUAAAAUGAGAAAACACUCUGCCACUUUAGUCGAUCAAGCUCUCCCAGUAAGCCAAGAGUUGGUUAGAACUGCUAUUCUUUGGUUAGAAAUGUGGUAUGAAGGUUUAGAAGAAGCUUCACGUCAAUAUUUCGGUGAUCAUAAUCCAGAGGCUAUGUUGGCCACAUUAGCCCCACUUCACCAAAUUCUUGAAAAAGGUCCUGAAACCACAUCUGAAACAUCAUUCCUUCAAGCUUUUGGAAGAGAUUUACAAGAAGCUUUGGAAUGGAGUAAAAAAUAUGAAAAGACACGUAAAGAAGGUGAUCUUAAUCAAGCUUGGGAUCUUUAUUAUCAAGUCUUUAGAAGAAUUUAUAAACAAUUACCUCAAAUGUCAUCAUUGGAGCUUCAAUAUGUUUCACCAAAACUUUUAAAUUCAAACAAUAUGGAGUUAGCAGUACCAGGUACAUAUAAAGCAGGCGAACCAAUUGUCAGAAUUCAAUCUUUCUCACCAACUCUCUCAGUUAUUCCAUCCAAACAACGUCCAAGAAAACUUACUAUUAUUGGUAGUGAUGGUUUAGAAUAUACUUUCCUUUUAAAGGGUCACGAAGAUCUUCGUCAAGAUGAACGUGUUAUGCAAUUGUUCAGUUUAGUCAAUACAUUAUUAGCAGCUAACCAUGAAACCGCAAAAUCACAUCUUUCAAUUCGUCGUUUCGCUGUUAUCCCAUUAUCACCAAAUUCUGGUCUCAUUGGUUGGGUACCACACAGUGAUACCUUACAUACUCUUAUUAAAGAUUUCCGUGAUAGCAACAAAAUUCUUUUAUCAAUUGAACAUCGUUUAAUGCUCCAAAUGUGCUCAGAUUACGAUAACCUCACAUUGUUACAAAAGGUCGAAGUAUUCGAAUUUGCUUUAGAAAACUCAAAUAGUUUAGAUCUCCACAAGGUACUUUGGUUAAAAUCUAGAAAUUCAGAAGUUUGGUUAGAUAGAAGAACAAAUUAUACUCGUUCGUUGGCUGUUAUGAGCAUGGUUGGUUAUAUUUUAGGUUUAGGUGAUCGUCAUCCAUCCAAUCUCAUGUUAGAUCGUCACACAGGUCAUAUUUUACAUAUCGAUUUUGGUGAUUGUUUCGAAGUAGCUAUGCACCGUGAUAAAUAUCCAGAAAAGAUUCCAUUCCGUCUUACUCGUAUGCUUAUUAAUGCUAUGGAAGUUUCAGGAAUUGAAGGUAACUUUAGAAUUACUUGUGAAGCUGUAAUGACAGUAUUAAGAAACAAUAAAGAAUCUUUAAUGGCCGUUUUAGAAGCUUUCGUUCACGAUCCAUUAAUCAACUGGCGUCUUUUAACACCAAACGAAAAUAACAAUAUCAACAAACAUAAACAAAAUAACUCGAAUGCCAAGAUCGAAAGUGAUUUAAUUGAAGACUCACCAGAAACCACUGGCUCACUCAAAUCCUCACCUGUACAUAGACAAAUUGCUCGUAACCAAAGAGUUGGUGUUGAUGAACAGGUCGAAGCUGAAAUUGUUCCAGAAGCAUUAAAUGAAAGAGCUCUUUCUGUUAUUAAUCGUGUAAAUAAAAAAUUAACUGGUAGAGAUUUCAAUUCAAAUGAAACUUUAGAUGUUCCCGACCAAGUUCAAAAACUUAUUGACCAAGCUACUUCUCAUGAAAAUUUAUGUCAAUUAUAUAUUGGUUGGUGUAGUUUUUGGUAAAAAGUUUGAAAAACAAUUAAUAAUAGAAUUUAAAAUUAUAUAAAAACCACCAAAAUAAAAUAAUUAAUAAUUUGUUUUAAUAGUAAAAAUAAAAUAAUAAAGUAAAAAUAAUAAAAUUUUUAAAUUAAAAUGU